This is a messenger RNA of Cynocephalus volans (Philippine flying lemur), 1276 nucleotides long. It is a transcript of the gene BRIX1, whose product is annotated as biogenesis of ribosomes BRX1. NCBI's taxonomy places the organism in Eukaryota, Metazoa, Chordata, Mammalia, Dermoptera, Cynocephalidae. Gene Ontology annotation, biological process: ribosomal large subunit assembly; rRNA processing. Gene Ontology annotation, molecular function: rRNA binding. The record is from RefSeq and is a predicted model, not a curated record. The coding region runs from base 30 to 1091 and encodes 353 amino acids. The transcript has 10 exons. Gene Ontology annotation, cellular component: nucleolus.
ACGGCGGAGAGCGAAGGUGGGGAAGCAAGAUGGCUGCAACUAAGAGGAAACGGCGUGGAGGCUCGGCGGUUCAGGCGAAGAAGCCAAAAAGAAACGGGAAAGAUGCCGGGCCGUCAGCUAAGCCGCGCGUCAUGGUAGAGGAAGUGGAGGAGGAAGAGAGAGACCGUAUCCCAGGCCCCGUUUGCAAGGGCAAGUGGAUAAAUAAGGAACGGAUUCUUAUCUUUUCUUCCAGAGGAAUAAAUUUCAGAACAAGACAUUUAAUGCAGGACUUGAGAAUGCUGAUGCCUCAUUCUAAAGCAGAUACUAAAAUGGAUCGUAAAGAUAAAUUAUUUGUGAUUAAUGAGGUCUGUGAAAUGAAAAACUGCAAUAAAUGCAUCUAUUUUGAAGCCAAGAAAAAACAGGAUCUGUAUAUGUGGCUUUCAAAUUCACCUCAUGGGCCAUCUGCCAAAUUUCUUGUUCAAAAUAUUCAUACCCUAGCUGAACUAAAGAUGACUGGAAACUGUUUGAAAGGUUCUCGGCCACUUUUGUCUUUUGACCCUGCUUUUGAUGAAUUACCACAUUAUGCUUUGUUAAAAGAACUCUUAAUUCAGAUAUUUAGCACGCCACGGUAUCAUCCCAAAAGCCAGCCAUUUGUGGACCAUGUGUUUACUUUUACCAUUUUGGAUAAUAGGAUAUGGUUUCGGAACUUUCAGAUCAUAGAAGAAGAUGCUGCUCUUGUAGAAAUAGGACCUCGUUUUGUCUUAAAUCUCAUAAAGAUUUUCCAGGGAAGUUUUGGAGGACCAACUUUAUAUGAGAAUCCUCACUACCAGUCGCCAAACAUGCAUCGGCGUAUCAUAAGAUCUAUCACAGCUGCAAAAUAUAGAGAGAAACAGCAAGUGAAAGAUGUGCAGAAAUUGAGAAAGAAGGAGCCAAAGACAAUUCUUCCACAUGACCCCACUGAAGAUGUUUUUGCUAUACCAGCUGAGGAAAAGCCAAUAGAAAUACAGUGGGUAAAACCAGAGCCAAAAGUCGAUUUGAAAGCUAGAAAGAAAAGGAUUUACAAAAGGCAAAGAAAAAUGAAACAGAAGAUGGGUGCUAGGAAUGCAAAAUGAAUCAAUGCAUAACUAACUUGCUUUUCAGUUAUCUUAUAUUUAUUUUGUAUUCAUUGUGUAAAUACUUCUUUUAUCCAGGAUGAUCUUAUGUCUAAUUAGUGGAUCAUUUAAAAGAAAGAAAAAUUAAAAUUCUUAAAUCAGUGAUGUAUACCUUUUUCUAAAUAAAGUAUCACCAGAAUCAAUCA